AUGAAGUUUACAUCAGUUGAUAACUCUAAAUUUGACCAUACUAAAUAUACAAUGUCAGUGACUUUAAAAUAUUGAUAAAACAAUUUAUUUAUUGCACUGUGUCAAUUACACACAAUCUAGAAUAUAAGUCACGUUUAUAAUUAGGGAGGAAAUCAAAACUUAUUAUAAGUGCAGUACACUAACAUUCCCAAGCCUUUGAUUGGACGAUACAUAGGUUGCAAAUUAAGUCUCGUUUCGAAAUUAGUACUUAAAUAGAUUCCAGUGAAGCUUUAUACAUCCAUUUACCGCGUAGGAAAAAUUGCAGGAAUCACAAAAGAUGAAUUUUUUUUCUAUUUUGUUAUAUUUGGGCUUUCUAGCAACCAUCUCACAGGGACAAGACUGUUAUGAUGACCAGGGUAACGCUCAAAUGUGUAGCCCUCCGUUUGUAAAUGCUGCCUUCAAUAGGUCCGUCCAGGCCACCAACACGUGUGGUCAGGCGGGGCCCACAGAGUUCUGUCCUUUUUCACGGUGGGGUCAGCCACUACCCUGCCAGGUCUGUGACGCUCAGAGUCCCAGGACAAGGCACCCCCCGCAAAUGACGACGGACGCGGAAUUUCCCAGAACCUGGUGGCAGUCAGAUACAAUGUUAGAAGGGAUAAGGUACCCUGUUGUGGUCAACCUAACUCUGGAUUUCAAAAAAGCCUACGAUAUUACUUAUACCAAUUUGCGUUUCCAAACUCCAAUUCCUGAAAGUUUUGCAAUCUACAAGAAAACUACUGAAAGCAGUGAUUGGACGCCAUAUCAAUUUUUCAGUGCGUCCUGCCGGAGUACAUAUGGAAAACCUGGUAGGCGGUUUCCAAUUACAGCCGACGAAGCCAUCUGUACGUACCAAUACAGUGACCUUUUCCCAUUGUCUGGUGGUCGUGUUCCAUUUAGUACUUUGGGAAGUCGCCCUGGUGCGUUUAGUUACGACAAUAAUCAUGUCUUGCAGGAAUGGGUAACAGCCUCAGCUAUACGGAUUUCCCUCACGCGAAUGAAUACCUUUGGUGACGAGGAUUUUGGUGGCGAUACGGUCUUGAAAUCAUAUUACUACGCCAUUUCUGAUAUAAGUGUUGGUGCCAGGUGUAAGUGCAAUGGACAUGCCAGUGAAUGUUAUACUCCAGAUGGUCAAGAAUCAGACAGAGAAGUUUGUAGAUGUCAACACAACACAGCUGGAGUUGACUGUGAAAAGUGUCUGCCUAUGUACAACGACAAACCGUGGGCAAGAGCAACACCUAGCAGCGCUAAUGAGUGUCAGCGUUGUGAGUGUAACAACAAAGCCGACAGCUGCUAUUUUGAUCAGGACCUGUAUCAGAGAACAGGGAGGGGAGGUCGUUGUGUCGACUGUAGGGACAACACAGACGGUCCUCACUGUGAGAGGUGCAAGGACAACCACUAUCUAAGGUCAUCAGAUGGAAGGUGCACCUCGUGUGAUUGUGAUCCUAUUGGUUCUGAUACUCUUCAAUGUGAUGGGACUGGGCAAUGCCAGUGUAAAUCAGGUUAUACAGGAGAAAAAUGUACAAGAUCGUCAUCCAGAAGUUGAAUACUUCAAAUGCCUUCCAGAGAUUUCAAACUUUCACAGAGAAGGGAAACAAAUAUUUCUAUUACUCGUUAAUGUAUAUCCGUUUGUAAGAAAACAGGUAAAGAAAUAAAAUGAUUAAAUAUUAA
Messenger RNA from Saccostrea cuccullata (small rock oyster), 1686 nucleotides. Its product is annotated as laminin subunit gamma-1-like. Lineage: Eukaryota; Metazoa; Mollusca; Bivalvia; Ostreida; Ostreidae. The coding region runs from base 317 to 1561 and encodes 414 amino acids. The record is from RefSeq and is a predicted model, not a curated record. Gene Ontology annotation, biological process: tissue development; animal organ morphogenesis. The transcript is spliced from 7 exons.